This is a messenger RNA of Scatophagus argus, 1729 nucleotides long. RefSeq names its product immunoglobulin lambda-1 light chain-like. The record is from RefSeq and is a predicted model, not a curated record. NCBI's taxonomy places the organism in Eukaryota, Metazoa, Chordata, Actinopteri, Scatophagidae. The transcript has 6 exons. The coding region runs from base 400 to 1332 and encodes 310 amino acids.
UCUGAUGUGAAAUCCUGGACCAGAGUGAGGAGUUGUAAUGACAGCACAGUGAGCUCUGUGGUCACAUUAACACCUGUGUACAGUCAGUGAUGUGUCAGUGAUGUGCAGCAACAGACAGGAUGCAGUCCUCCAUCUCUAUGCUAACCGUGUGCUGCCUGUUGCUCCUCGGCUCCUCCUCCUCUCCCCUUUAAAACCUCCCACUGUGCGGAAAACCACACGGCAGCCCGAGCCGAGCCGUCGAUCAAUUAUCUGUGGGCCGUGGGGGCCGACGGGAGGUCUGAGGACCUGUUAGAAACCACGUGGGCCUCGUCUGAUCCGGCAGCUCGUCCUGGUUUGGCCUCGGCUGCAUCGGAGCGCCACUUCUCCCCAGGUUCACCAGAGGAAACACCACUGCACAAAAUGCUUUUCCUCCCAGCUGCUGCUCUGUGCUGUCUGUGUUCAGCGCUGGCUGCCAUGGCAGCACAGCUGACUCAGGACCAGUUAUCACUGACCAGGAGAGUCGGAAAAAGCGUCUCCUUCAGCUGUGAAGGAACUGGCCAGUGUUACAAUGAUUAUGUGUUCUGGUAUCAGAAGAAAGACACAGAAACAUUCAGGAGGAUUCUCCGUCUUAGCAGGAGUGGUUGUAGCAUAGAGCACAGGUUCGAUCAUCCUCAGAAAAAUGAUUUCUCAGUUGUGAGAGAACAGAACGGCUGUGAGUUGAAGAUCCAGACAGUUAAGCUCCUUCAUUCAGCCACCUACUACUGUGCCUGUUGGAAGAGUGGUGCCGGAUAUUGGUACUUGAUCUUUGGCUCUGGAACUAAACUGUAUGUAACAGAUGAGGAGGUAGUGAAGCCCGUGGUGAGCGUGUACCCAGCAGCCCACCUGGACAGGAAGGGCUCCCUGCUGUGUGUGGCCUCACACAUGUUUCCUCCUCGGGUCAAGAUCUCCUGGAAAAGACGACAGAAGAACGAGACUGUGGAGGAGUUCCUGUCUCAUGAGGGAGAGCAGCUGGAGCUCCCAGAGUCGGGACGCACCACCGCCGUCAGACUGGUUGACGAUCUGGACACAUAUAAAUACCGCUGCUACGUCGAGCACGAGGGGGGCACAGUGGAGGCCCAAACAGAACAAGAGCUUCCUGCUCCAGAAGCUUCCUGUCCUCCAGAGAGAGAGCCACCAGACCUGGCAGUUGUGCAGCAAGCUGAGUUGUCCUUCCAGUCUCAGUGCAGGGUGAAGCUGCUCUGUGUGCUCUACACAGUGCUGAUAGUGAAGAGUCUGGUGUACUGCUAUGGACUCUCUCUGCUGAUGAUCCUCAGAAACAAGGGACCGUCCACCAGCUGCACACAUGCUGACUGACUGUUUUCUGCUCACCUUUUCUCACCAUCAAAUCUCAACAAUUGAUCUCAUUCAACGUUUUGAUCAGCAGACACAAAUGUCAGUUUUCAUGUUUUGUGGUUGGUUGUAAAAUCUCUUUUUAUGGACAGUUCAGAAACUGUCAUCCUAACAAUAUAAAUACAUGUAUACACAUAUUGUUUGCAGUCAGUGAGUGUAAAUUCUGUGUAAUCGUGUUGUUUUCAUGCUGUAGUUUAGUUUGAAUUGUGACGUGUGUAAUAGUAUAAAAUAAAACUGAAUUGUUAUCUGACUGAUUAUAUUUUUCUGUUCUUGUGUUUCUUUUUAAUACAUUAUGCAGAGUGAGGCAGUUUUAUCCAAUUCUUUCAGUGUAACAAUCUCAAUAAAGUGAAAAAUCACAGCG